Molecule: messenger RNA, 1215 nt
Organism: Folsomia candida
Lineage: Eukaryota; Metazoa; Arthropoda; Collembola; Entomobryomorpha; Isotomidae
Product: glycine N-acyltransferase-like protein 3
Exons: 4
Coding region: 189-1079 (296 amino acids)
Cellular component (GO): mitochondrion
Molecular function (GO): glycine N-acyltransferase activity
Source: RefSeq, a predicted model, not a curated record
GUUACAACUAUGUUACACAAUUUGCAAAAAAUUUUGCACAAACACAUACAUACACACAAUCCUAUGUAUGUAUUUAUUAUUCAAUUGUAUACUCCUCCUCACCUGGUUGAGUGGCAGUUCUUUAUAAAAAAAAUUGAAAAAUAGUUAAAAAUUUUGACGGUUCUUCAUAAAAAAUAUUUAACAUAAAAAUGGAUCUCAAACCGUUACAAAUGGACCCCUUAGAAAUCAAGCCGUUCGUCCAAGUUGGCGAGGCAGACGUGCCAAAAUUAUUACCAAUUCUGCAAAAAAGAUUGCCAUACUCGGUCUUUGCAUACAAUUCGGUCUUGAUGUAUCCCCGAUUCCGGGACCGGAUGUCGUUCUACACACUGCACGGAGAAAUUACUGAAACCACGUGGAUCGUUUCGGUCGUCGUGGCCGAAGACUACGGUUUGGACUACACGAUUUCCGCCUGUCAAGAAAAGUUAUCUCGGGACGAGGCCAUCCAAAUCUUGAGCGAUUGUCCCCUCUUCAAGUGGGGGGAACCGCAUCUGAUCACCCCGCUGGAGGCGUGGUUGACGUCGAUCGUGUUCGAGGUCAGCGUUAACAAAAAAGGCAACGUGGUAGAAUUCCACCCAGCCAGAAUUUUCUGGAUGGAUGUCCAGGACGCUGAGAACAUCGAAAUUUUGGGACCGGAAGACGAGCCUUCCCUCCGCAUUCAGUCAUUAGACGUUGACAAAGGCGUCGCUUUUAUGACUUCCACCUGGAAAUUCGCCAAGCCCGGGACGGCUGUAAACAUGACCCGAAAUAUUUCCAGAAAUGAGUCCGGCGCCGUUUACAUCGGUGGAGAACCCGUUUGCGCCACAAUGACGAUGGCCUUCGGAAUGGUGUCGGCCCUCCACACUUUACCCGAACAUAGGCAAAAGGGUUAUGCAAAUUUAGCCAUGAAAUUUGUGUUUAAAGAGCUUGCAAAAAAUGGCAUCAUCCCAGCCACCGGGGUCGACAUAAAGAACGCCGGGUCCAUCGCGUUCCAUCAAAAAUUAGGGUGCAAAAUGACCCAAGGACUCGUUCAUUAUGUGAUUUGUCAUCAGAGCGAAUUUUGACACAUUGCGAAAUAAUUUUGGAAGAAAAAUGUAACAAAAUUUAAUACAAAAUUUCCAAAAUUUUAGAUCUAGAAUUCGCGCAAGUGUUUUUGAAACUGAAAUAAAUUAAAAAAUCUAUUUGUUCUUCUACCAUAAA